AUGUCCACAGGCAACAACGGACCGGGCAACGAACCUGGCAACGAGAACCCCACCGCUAAAGAGAUGAUCCAAGCCUGCAACCUUAAAGCUCAGAUUAAGAUCCAGGCUCUAACACACAAGAUCACGUCUUACACCGACAUCUUGAGGAUAUUCAAUGGGGAAAUGCUCGCAGACCUCUCUGAUACCGCAAAUAUCAUCGUUACCGAGACAAUUCGCGCCGUUGCCGUGCCUGAUGGUGGACACAUAACAGACCUGUGGAGGGCUCAUGACGAACUCAGAGACAUUGUGCUGGCAAUGGCUGAAGUCGUCGAAGCGUUUCGGGAGGAUCGACGGGUUUUUGACAUCGUUGAACUGGUACAAAACGCAUACAAAUUUCGCCUCCCGAACGUGACCUACACCGGAGUAUGGGCGAUCAACAUGGAAGGUAAACCGUCGAACACAGCCCCUGGGCCGGGAUCACGACCUCAAACAUUUACCGAAGCACAGAUGAAAGCUAUGGAGCAACGGGUGGCCCAAGCAUCGGCAAUAUUGCCGAUGGAGAUUCGUUCGGAUGCAACGGUGAAGUUUCUUGGCCGUUUGGCGAUGGAGAAGCUAGGCGGGGACAUCACUGUGGACAUCGACUCCUACAUGCAACGCACGAAGGCCAAGUACGACCGAUUGAGAGCAGACCAGGAGGCCCAGUUGGCAACCAACAGAGUAUUGGGACAUUCUUCAGCGACCAUUUCGACAGCUGAAUACCCUGUCAUGACCGGCUGGGAUAGCUUCAACGAUGCCCAAAUCAGAACCGAUUCGGAUGGCUUCAACGACAAUCUAGAUCCCCAACUUCAAAAUUGA
Molecule: messenger RNA, 834 nt
Organism: Colletotrichum gloeosporioides
Lineage: Eukaryota; Fungi; Ascomycota; Sordariomycetes; Glomerellales; Glomerellaceae
Exons: 2
Coding region: 1-834 (277 amino acids)
Source: RefSeq, a predicted model, not a curated record